AUGAAUGAUUGGAAAAUUUCAGUAACGACUUUUAACUGUGGGAAAAAAUAUCCUGUUGACAAUUCAACUUGGUCUGCCAAAAUUAUUAAAGAAUGUUUAGCUGGUCUUAGUGAUGCUCAAGAUAUAUAUGUAUUUGGUUUCCAAGAAUUCGUGCCGCUUUGGGAAGGGUCCUUCCACGAUACCGUUUCAUCUUACCUAGAUGAAGUUGCUAGCACAACAAUUGAUAUCCUUAGCAAACAAUUCAACGGGAAAACUUUUAAAUCUAUUGGUUCUCAUUCCUUAGGUGCUAUAGCAUUAUUAGUAAUUGCUUCUAAUACUGUUAUAAAAAAAAGUUCAAUUUUGUCUGUUGAAUGUAGCAGAGGCCUAUUGGGUAGUAAUUUAAAAGGUGGUAUUGCCAUUUCAGUUGACUUGGCAAACAGAAAGGAAAAUCAUGGUAAUAAUAAAGAGACAUUUACUUUUAUAAAUACACAUUUGGCUGCAAAUGAAGGGAUGCAGAAUGCAUCGACUAGAAUUGAUGACAUUAACUGCAUUUUGAAUACAUGCGACAGAGAAUUAAGAAUGACCAAUUUCAAAAACGGUCAUUUAUUUGUGCUAGGCGAUAUGAAUUUCAGAUUGACAAACAUAAACAAAGAUGCAUCACAAUUGGAUUUUACUGAUGCCGUAGUGAUCCAAGAGCUACUGAAAAAUAAUGAUGAAUUGAAUUUAUUUAAGCUUAUCUCAGGGUUCAUCUUUUCUGGUUUCAUUGAACCAACAAUCACUUUUGCGCCAACCUAUAAAUACAAGAUAGAUUGUCCAGAUGAGUAUAAUUAUAAACGUACUCCAUCUUGGUGUGAUAGAAUUUUAUUCAAAGAAUAUGGAAACGCAGAUAAAGUUAAAAUUAUAAACUAUAACUCAAUAGCUCGAGCAGAUUGUCUACAAUUCACAGACCAUCAGCCUGUGACUCUAAGUCUAUCAAUACCAACAACUGCAGAAUGCACACAAUUAACACUUCCUGAUUUCAUACAACCAGAAGAAUAUUACAAAGUCGUAGGUAGCAUUCUGAACACCAGUGUAGGUUAUUCCGGAUGGCUCCUGUCCUUUAAAUACUCCAAACUGAUUGCCAUUGUCCUUCUGGUGAUAUGGACAGUAUGGAUAUUGAAUGCUUGGAAAUAA
This is a messenger RNA of Tetrapisispora phaffii CBS 4417, 1152 nucleotides long. RefSeq names its product phosphoinositide 5-phosphatase INP54 (gene INP54). The record is from RefSeq and is a predicted model, not a curated record. Gene Ontology annotation, molecular function: phosphatidylinositol-4,5-bisphosphate 5-phosphatase activity. Bases 1 to 1152 code for a protein of 383 amino acids. Lineage: Eukaryota; Fungi; Ascomycota; Saccharomycetes; Saccharomycetales; Saccharomycetaceae. Gene Ontology annotation, biological process: phosphatidylinositol dephosphorylation. The transcript has a single exon.